This is a messenger RNA of Setaria italica (foxtail millet), 1635 nucleotides long. Its product is annotated as protein RETICULATA-RELATED 4, chloroplastic. Bases 158 to 1327 code for a protein of 389 amino acids. The transcript has 8 exons. The record is from RefSeq and is a predicted model, not a curated record. Lineage: Eukaryota; Viridiplantae; Streptophyta; Magnoliopsida; Poales; Poaceae.
CCGCCGCCUGCCUCGUUGCAUCCGCCUCCGCCGCCAACCCCAAACCCACCACCUCAUCAUCAUCGUACAUAACCCACCGCCACCGGGCCGUGCUGCUCUCGCGCCGCCAUCGCUCCCCGCCCCCGCGCCGAGCCACCUCGCUCGCCUCGCCAGCGCCAUGGCCUCCCCCAUCCCGCCCUCCUCUUCGCUCACCACCCCCACCUCCCAGCCCGCCCCGCUCCAGCUCCGCAUCCACCUCCCUACCCAGCCGCGCCGCCUCUCCAAGCUCCCCUUCUCGCGCGCCCUCCCGCUCCCGCUCCUCCUCCGCAUUCCGAGCCCCAUCAUCCCGUCGCUCCCCCACGCGCUCUCCUCCUCCUUCUCCGGCGGCGGCGACGACGGCCAUGACAACAACAACGGCGGCGGCGGCGGCGGGGAUAAGGAAGGGGAUGGCGGCCACGGCGACGGCGGCGCGCCCGACGACAACCGCGGGGAGGCGCUGUUCGUGCUGGCGCAGCUGGGGAGGAAGCUCGAGAGCCUGCCGUCCGAUCUCGCAGCCGCCGUCGACGCCGGCCGCGUCACGGGGGACAUCGUGCGCCGCUUCAACGACCUCGAGGCCUCCGCGCUCUUCCGCUGGCUGCUCCAGUUCAGGGGAUUCAGGGAGCGCCUCCUCGCCGACGACCUCUUCUUCGCAAAGCUCGCCAUGGAGUUGGGCGUCGGGGUCAUCGCCAAGACUGCGGCAGAGUACGAGAAGAGGAGAGAGAAUUUCGUCAAAGAGAUUGAUAUUGUCAUAGCUGAUGUGAUCAUGGCGAUAGUCGCGGAUUUCAUGCUUGUCUAUCUUCCUGCUCCAACUGUAUCUUUGCAGCCGCCACUUGCAAGGAAUGCUGGAGCUAUUGCCAACUUUUUCCAUAACUGCCCAGAUAAUGCUUUCCAAAUUGCUUUGGCUGGAAGGUCAUUCUCACUUCUGCAGAGGCUAGGAGCUAUUCUGAGGAAUGGUGCAAAGCUUUUCGCAGUGGGAACUAGUGCUUCUCUGAUUGGCACUGGUGUCACCAAUGCACUGAUCAAGGCAAGGAAGGCUGUUGACAAGGACCUCGAGGGCGAAGUCGAGGAUAUUCCAGUUGUAUCGACUAGUGUCGCCUAUGGUGUAUACAUGGCAAUUUCUAGUAAUCUCAGGUAUCAGAUUCUGGCUGGUGUGAUCGAACAGAGGAUGCUGGAGCCGCUGCUGCAUAACCAGAAGCUACUACUGAGCGCAAUGUGCUUCGCCGUUCGGACAGGCAACACAUUCCUGGGCUCUUUGCUCUGGGUUGACUAUGCCAGAUUGGUGGGCGUCCAAAAGGUUCAAGAGGCCUAAAGCUGUAGCAUCUUGUUUGCAUGUUCUUCUGUUGCAUGUUCUUCUGUUGCAUGUUCUUCUGUUUGCAUGUUCUUCUGUUGCAUGAAAUAUUCUAAAUGCUGUUCCCUUCAUUGGAAGCCUAUAGGAUAAAUUUCAAUUUUGUUUGGAAAGCCGGAAGUAGAGAGAUCUGUCGAAUUCUUGUGAGCAACGUCGUUGUACCUUGAUUUUUAAUUCCAAGCCUGCAACUUGCAAGGGCUGUCAAUUUGGGAAAUAUAUAAUACUGAGCAUUCCAUGAUACUGCCAAUGAGUUUUGGCCUUAGGAACCUUCA